Molecule: messenger RNA, 603 nt
Organism: Maudiozyma barnettii
Lineage: Eukaryota; Fungi; Ascomycota; Saccharomycetes; Saccharomycetales; Saccharomycetaceae
Gene: MRPS18
Product: mitochondrial 37S ribosomal protein YmS18
Exons: 1
Coding region: 1-603 (200 amino acids)
Biological process (GO): translation
Cellular component (GO): ribosome
Molecular function (GO): structural constituent of ribosome
Source: RefSeq, a predicted model, not a curated record
AUGUUUCGUUUCAACAUUUUAAAAGGUAUCUCUCGUAGAUGUGAAUCCACGAUAUCAUUUGGUAAAAAGGAUGCCACUGGUACCAUUUUAAGCAAUGUGAUUAAACCUAGUGCUUUGGGUAGUAAGAGAACAGAUAGGAAAUCUAAUGAAAAGAAUGAAAUUGUUAAGAAAUAUGUAUUGCAUUGUAAUUUCACUAAAAAUAAUACACAUUUCACAUAUUGCGCAGUAAUGGAAGAUUUAAAUUUCCUUCAAAAUAACGCACAGCUAUCAUACAACGACAAACUGUUAUAUUAUAUGAAAUUACCAUCAAAGGUCAGAUUAAAGUUAUCCACUGGUUGUUUGGGUUUUAGAAAAGCUGCAAGAGGUGAAUAUGAAGCUGGUUUCCAAACAGCAAACAAGAUCUUUCAAAUGAUUCAAGAAAAGAAUGUUUUGAAUAAAGAUAUUGAGAUUGUCAUGAAGGAUUUCGGUAAAGGUAGGGCUGCAUUCAUAGCGGCUUUGAAUGGUAAAGAAGGUACAGCUAUUAGAAAAUACGUCAAGAGUGUUAGUGAUGCUACACCAUUAAAGUUUGGUGGUGUAAGAUCUCCAAGAAUCAGAAGAUUAUGA